AUGGUCAUGUCGAUCGAUAUCAACACGCAGGCGAAAGAAGGAUUCGAUCCAUACACCAUACGGGACUCUUUCUAUGGUAAUCGAAACAUAUUAACGUCUACCAACCUCUACACGUCGAUGCUCCUAGACCUUGCUGAUAACGCAUUCGCUAAAAGUCGAAACAGCGUAACCGAAAGCGAGUAUGAUGGUGCUGACCGAUUGUAUCAGCUCCACCUCUUUCGCAGGCAUGUUAAGAAAUGGUUAGAUCCUUCCCUUGACGAAGGUCCAUUUGUUUUGAUCCAUGGUGAUCUUCAGCCUUAUAACUUGAUUGUCAACGAGGAGAUGGAAGUCACCUCUGUUUUGGACUGGGAAUGGAGUCGUAUCGUACCCCGACAAUUCUUCAAGCCACCCCUCUGGCUUUCUAACCAUAUACCUCCAACGCUAGCCUUCGCCUUAGUCUACAAAUCACUGUACCUCAAGUCCUUUGACAAAUUCCUUGCCAUAACGAGAACGCUAGAGCAGGAUAUGUACGGCAAUGAGCUACUAUCAAACGAGUGGACAACGGAAAAAUCAGACAGAGGGUUCCUUAUAUCCAACGCCCUAGAGAGUUGGACAGAGAUAGACUAUUUCGCUAGCCGAUAUCUCGACGACAUAUAUACUACCAGAAUAAGAACUUGCAGGAGCGUGUAUGGGCAUUUAUAG
This is a messenger RNA of Daldinia childiae, 681 nucleotides long. RefSeq names its product putative phosphotransferase enzyme family protein. NCBI's taxonomy places the organism in Eukaryota, Fungi, Ascomycota, Sordariomycetes, Xylariales, Hypoxylaceae. The record is from RefSeq and is a predicted model, not a curated record. The transcript has a single exon. The coding region runs from base 1 to 681 and encodes 226 amino acids.